GAAUACAGAAAAUUUUUGGAGACUUAUGCCACAGAUAAUGAAAAAAUGACAUCUACUCCAGAGACACUGCUGGAAGAAAUAGAAGCCAAAAAUCGAGAAUUAAUAGCUAAAAGGACAACCCCACUUUUGAGCUUCCUGAAGAACAAGCCUCUGCUCAAGAAACCAGAAAAAGGAGAUGAAAAAGAACUUGAUAAAAGAGACAAAGCAAAGAGACCAGACAAAGAGAAUCUGACUGAAGAAAGAGCCAGUGGGCAAAGUUGUACUCUGCCCAGGCGUUCUGAUGUUGAACUGAAGGAUGAAAAGCCAAAGAGGCUUGAUGAUGAGAGUAUCAGAGAUUACAGAGACAGGGAUCGGGAUUAUGAAAGAGAUCAGGAGCGCAUGAUGCGAGAACGAGAGCUGCUGAAGCGGCAGGAAGAAGAAUGCCGCAGGCAGCAGCAGAAGGAGCGCUAUGAGAAAGAGAAGGCUUUCAAACGAAAGGAAGAGGAAAUGAGGAGAGAGAAAGAAGCAUUUCGAGAUAAAGGAAAGAAGAGUGAGAAUCCAGAAUCAAUAUGUGCCUCAGACAAAAUUGAAAAGAAAGAUGAAGUGAUUAAGAGAGACUGCAUAAGGAACAAGGAUCGUCCAGCAAUGCAGCUUUACCAACCAGGAGCUCGAAGCCGAAGUCAACUCUGUCCCCCUGAUGACAAGCCUGGAGAUUCACCAGUGGACAAAAAGCAGGAAAGUGGUAUUAGCCAUAGAAAAGAAGGAGGAGAGGAGUGAGAAGUCCCGAUGGCCAUAGGUGUCCUGACUGUCCAGGCAGCCAAAGAGCACGUAUUAUGCUAUCCAGAAGUGCCUUCAGGGCAAAGGAACAGAGAACAAGAAAACGGGUCGCUGUGCUGGUGGGGUGCACUGCAGAGGAGUGUAGUGUGUCUAAGCAGGAAUAAGAUUGCAGGCUCAGAAUCAGAAGAACAAUUUCAUUGUCUUUUGCAGUUUUCACAAUUUUAAUGUCUCAGAAAAAGAAGGUAGGAAGAGCAUUGCAAGUGAAAAAUGUCAAGUAAGGACUUAACUUUGACAAGCCAAAAAGGAGCAGGGUCGAAAAUCAACAGGUGUUCUAAAUCCUGGCUUGGAGUGUCUUAGUUGGAAUGGAGCAGAAGCACACUAAGUCUUGUUGGGCUCUAACUAUUUUGCAUUGUUGGUGAUAACCAUUGACUUGGUAGUGUAGAAGCAACAAGCAUGUAAUUAUAGCACAAGUAGAGUGCAGGAUAGAACAAAUUACGGCUGAUGGAAAAGAUUAAUAGUCACCUUACAUCUAUAUCCUGUGUCUGAAGUUUUUGUAAUUAUAGCUUGUUUUGUUUACUUCUGUGAAAGUAGCAUCAAAAAAUAUUUGUAAAUGUCUUAUUUUGCCUUUAGCAUUUUUUUCUAUUAAUAGGUAAAGUGUAAUCCUUGUUUAGUUGCUGACAAUCUAGUGUUUGUUUUAUCUUAGGUGUGAUGACUUAAGUGCAUACCCUCUCCAGGACGGAAACUACGCCAAUAUCUGUUCCUGUUAAAUGGCAGCUUUCAGUCAUAGCUUGUUUUGUAUUGCUGUCAAUAAAUUUUGAAUUCACUCAAAAAAAA
Molecule: messenger RNA, 1590 nt
Organism: Cricetulus griseus (Chinese hamster)
Lineage: Eukaryota; Metazoa; Chordata; Mammalia; Rodentia; Cricetidae
Source: RefSeq, a predicted model, not a curated record